GGAGUCGGGCGGAAAGAGGAGCCAUCACAGGGCUCCGGAACCGCGGCAGGAGAAGGCGCCUUCGCCAGGAUUCGCAGGCGGAAAUCCUACCCUUCCUUUAAGGUUCAGUAAAAGUGCCAUCACCUGCAUAAAGCCGUUUCCCAAAGAAAAACACCCCUGUUCCCCACGUGAGGGCUUGAACUUGUACCGCAUUGGCUGAGACUGAGGAAAUGUUGAUGGUGGAUUAACAUUAUUUCUACAACCCAUGCAUACGAGGAAGGCUUAGGCUGUUGAUCUAAGAAAGAUGAUGCCUUCAGAGGCUGCACUGGUUACGUUAAAGACAGACCUUACCUGCAGAGAUGGCUUGGAAGAGGAAGAAUCUGGGAAAACUCGUCAGAGAAAAUGUCUAGAAAUUAUAACUCAUGUAACCCUUGCCAAGGUUAAUUGUUGUUUUCUCAUUAUUGCGGUCCUGACUACAUGCGUUAUUGCAUUUUCUGUUGUUUUGUCAGAGAAAAAGGCAACAAUAGAGCAUCAUGUGUAUGCUGUCUGCCCAGAAAACUGGAUUGGAUUUGGAAGCAAGUGUUUUUAUUUUUCUGAAGAUGCAAGAAAUUGGACUUUCAGCCAGACCUUCUGUGCCUCAUUAGAAGCCAGUCUUGCUCAGUUUGAAACCAUGGAAGAAUUGAAGUUCCUCAGAAGAUACAAAGGCUCUUCUGAUCACUGGAUUGGCCUUAGCAGAGAACCAUUACAUCACACUUGGAAAUGGACAGACAGUACUGAAUAUAAUUUCUCGGUUGCCAUCAGAGGAGUUGGAGAAUCUGCCUACCUGAAUGAGUUAGGAGUCAGUAGUGCCAGCGUCUACACAGAGAGGAAAUGGAUUUGUAGCAAGCCAAACAGUCAUAGUUAUAGUUGCCAAAGUGCCUUAAGCUCUUCAUCCACUGUAAUUUGUUAUAUACAGUUGCUGCUCUGUUUUUUUGGGUCUGCCUGAAGGAAAUGGCUAAUGGACAUCUGUGGUCAGCACCCAAGGACGUGUUCACUUGGUGAACUCACAUAUGAGUUAACAACCAAGAAAUAUCAAGGAUUACAAACAAUCCUUGAGAACGUUUGAAGUUCUGAGAACACUUUCUUGGGAUGUUCCCAGGAGGUGCAUUAUAGAUAACC
Galeopterus variegatus (Sunda flying lemur) is the source of this 1137-nucleotide messenger RNA. Its product is annotated as C-type lectin domain family 2 member D11-like. The transcript is spliced from 7 exons. Lineage: Eukaryota; Metazoa; Chordata; Mammalia; Dermoptera; Cynocephalidae. The coding region runs from base 284 to 964 and encodes 226 amino acids. The record is from RefSeq and is a predicted model, not a curated record. Gene Ontology annotation, cellular component: external side of plasma membrane.